Molecule: messenger RNA, 7627 nt
Organism: Anolis carolinensis (green anole)
Lineage: Eukaryota; Metazoa; Chordata; Lepidosauria; Squamata; Anolidae
Gene: ano6
Product: anoctamin 6
Exons: 20
Coding region: 183-2924 (913 amino acids)
Biological process (GO): chloride transmembrane transport; calcium activated phosphatidylcholine scrambling; calcium activated phosphatidylserine scrambling
Cellular component (GO): plasma membrane
Molecular function (GO): protein dimerization activity; chloride channel activity
Source: RefSeq, a predicted model, not a curated record
GGGUGAGUUUGGUGCCGAGGCAGAAGUCCCGCUCCGCCCCUUCAGCGCGGCUCAGGCGGCUUUCUCUUUCGAAGGCAAGCUCGGACCAAGUUCUCCCUUUCCUCUCUCUCGGGCUGGUCCCGUCGUUCCCCGGCGCUUCUCCCAAGUUUGCUCUGGGCAUCGCCUGGAAAGGAAAGGGCGCCAUGGAUGUGGAGAACCAAGACGUGCUGCUGGAGGAGGAGGAGGACGAGGAAGGGGGAGAAGGCGAGGAAGAGGAUGGGGAGACCGUCUUGGAAGAACUGGAACAAACUAUUAUCCCCAGCUAUGGAGCUGUAACCAACCAACAGGCACUACACAUGCCAGAAUGGGCUGAGUUUAAUUUGCAACCUGAUUCGUUAUACUUCAAUGAUGGCCAGAGAAGAAUUGACUUCGUUUUAGUCUAUGAAGAUGAGAAUAAAAAAGAGGGCCAUAAGAAGAGCUUCCAUAGAAAGCAAAUGAGAAAGAGGCAAGCAUAUCAGUCUAACCUGAUCAGCCGUGCCUUACAGCUUGAAGCAACAAGGUCGGUCUUGGAUGAAAAAUGUAUAUUUGUAAAAGUGCAUGUGCCCUGGGAAGUCCUGUGCAAAUAUGCGGAGAUCAUGCACAUCCAAUUGCCUCUGCAGCCCAGUGAUCUGAAAACCCAUGAUUCAGCAUUUGGCUGGAUUAGAAAAUUCUUCAGUGUGGAUAAAGAAAUAAUCAAGCCAGAGCAAGAUUUUUUUACUGCUCCAUUUGAAAAUGACCGUUUAUCAGAUUUUUAUAUUCAAGACAAAGAUACAUUCUUCACUCCAGCAACAAGGAGCCGAAUAGCUUACUUUAUCCUUUGUCGUGGGGAAUAUGCCAUCAGAGACAAUGUGAAAAAGUUUGGGAUUAAUAAACUGCUGGAUUCUGGAAUCUACAAGGCAGCUUUCCCACUACAUGAUUCAAGAUUUAACCAUCAAUCACAGGAUCCUACCUGCCCAAAUGAAAGGUACCUGCUAUACAGGGAAUGGGCUCAUCCUCGAAAUAUUUUAAAAUUACAACCCCUGGAUCUUGUCAGGAAAUAUUAUGGUGAGAAAAUUGGGAUCUAUUUUGCUUGGCUGGGGUUCUAUACUCAAAUGUUACUCCUGGCAGCGAUAGUUGGACUUGGAUGCUUUUUGUAUGGAUAUUUCACCAGGGACAAUUGUACUUGGAGCCAAGAAGUAUGUGACCCUAAUAUAGGAGGAAAUAUCAUCAUGUGUCCACAAUGUGAUCAAGAAUGUACUUACUGGAAUCUCACCAUUACCUGUGAAUCAUCCAAGAAACUCUGUAUAUUUGAUAGCUUUGGAACACUAGUGUUUGCAGUAUUUAUGGGAAUAUGGGUUACUCUGUUUCUGGAGUUUUGGAAACGGCGGCAGGCUGAAUUGGAAUAUGAAUGGGACACUGUUGAAUUCUUAGAACAAGAAGAGCAAGUACGUCCGGAGUAUGAAGCAAGAUGUCGUCAUGUAGUAGUGAAUGAAAUCACACAGCAAGAAGAACACGUUCCAUAUACAACCUGUGGAAAGUGCAUGAGGAUGGCCUUCUGCACCAGUGCAGUCUUAUUCUGGAUCCUGCUCAUUGUAGCCUCAGUUAUUGGCAUCAUUGUUUACAGACUCUCUGUUUUUCUGGUAUUUUCUGCAACACUUCCAAGGCAUAUCAAUGGAACGGAAGCAAUCCAGAAGUACUUGACUCCACAAGCAGCAACUUCAGUGUCUGCUUCUAUCAUCAGCUUUAUCAUCAUUAUGAUUCUGAACAUGGUCUAUGAGAAAGUGGCAAUCAUGAUUACUGACUUCGAACUACCAAGAACACAGACAGAGUAUGAAAACAGCCUAACUACAAAGAUGUUUUUAUUCCAAUUCGUCAACUAUUAUUCUUCAUGUUUCUAUAUUGCAUUCUUCAAGGGUAAAUUUGUGGGGUACCCAGGUGACCCAGUUUAUUGGCUCGGAAAAUACAGAAACGAAGAGUGUGACCCAGGUGGAUGUCUUCUUGAACUUACAACACAGCUGACAAUUAUAAUGGGAGGCAAAGCUAUAUGGAAUAACAUUCAAGAAGUGCUUCUUCCGUGGCUUAAGAACCUGAUUGGAAGAUGCUGCUCUGCUAAUAGGUCAGAAAAGAUUCUCCCACGUUGGGAAGAGGACUACCAUCUGCAGUCCAUUGGCAAACUUGGCUUGUUUUAUGAGUAUCUUGAAAUGGUCAUACAGUUUGGAUUUGUCACCUUAUUUGUGGCAUCAUUCCCACUGGCACCCCUCCUGGCUCUCAUUAACAAUCUUCUGGAAAUACGUGUGGAUGCUUGGAAGAUUACAACACAGUUUCGACGCAUGGUCCCUGAGAAAGCUCAGGGCAUAGGAGCAUGGCAGCCAAUCAUGCAAGGAAUUGCCCUUCUUGCUGUGGUGACAAAUGCAAUGAUCAUUGCUUUUACUUCUGAUAUGAUUCCACGCCUGGUGUAUUAUUGGUCCUUUUCAGUCCCUCCGUACGGAAAUCAUAGCAGCUACACCAUGAAGGGCUACAUAAACAACACACUCUCUGUCUUUGCUGUAUCAGACUUCAGAAAUGAAAGCAAGCCAGCUUUUCAUCCCAGAUUUGCCAAUCAAACAACAUGCAGGUACCGGGAUUUCCGAUACCCUCCUGGGCACGAAUAUCAAUAUCACCACAAUAUCUAUUACUGGCAUGUUAUUGCAGCCAAGUUAUCGUUCAUCAUUGUCAUGGAGCAUAUCAUAUACUUCGUGAAGUUUGCUAUUUCAUACAUCAUCCCAGAUGUGUCAAAAGAAACCAAAAGCAAAAUUAAACGAGAGAAAUAUCUAACACAGAUGCUGCUGCACGAGAAUCCCCUGAAAUCUGUGAAGAAAAAUAUAGGGAGCAUUGCUGACAAAUUCCUGAAAGAAGCAGAUUUCACCCUCCGACCUAAAUAUGAAUAAAGACAUGAUACACCGACAGUGAGGUUUGUAGAGAUGUGCAACCGUUUCAGUGAAAGCAGAGAAGAUUGGAUCUAAAACAUGGGAUCAACUUCAAGAAAAGAAGUGAAAAAUCUUAAAAUGUACAGAGAGGAUAAAUGGGGGAAACCCCAUCUUCCCAGAUUCUUCUGCAUCUCAAUGUUACAUGAGAUUCAGUCAUCAUUUAGUAAAGCUGGCAACCCAAGACAGCUGCUUUUAGAAUGCACUCUGAAACAUUAACCUUUUACCCCAAUGGAAUUCUGGUUGAGCUCUAUGAACUACUUUUUUGAAGCUUCAAACCAAGGCAGUCUUUUUCUUUUUUUUAUAAAUACCUUUUCUAUUUGGAUUAAUCAGUACUCUGGAUCAUUUCUUGCAAAUACAUUUUUUGUGUAAUUCGCUUCCCAUCCCGAUUUUGUUUUUCAAUGCAUUUGUUGUCAGAUGAAUAGCAGAGAAUUUCUAGGACAUUUUCUACCUUGGCUGGUGCAGGGGAGUGAUAAAACUAUACAGCGUGAAUAUGCAAGGUACCAUCAACAUGGAGGCUUCACCAUUAUAAGUACAAUGGGAAACCUCUGAAAAUUAACAUGCUUUUAUCCAAAUGCUCAAUAAGGAGAUUUUUGAAUCUGAGCAUAUUUCCAAUUGAGCCAAACUGAGUGCUCCCAUCACAGUCCUGGUGUAGAUGCCUUUCUCUGGCCUUAUCAACUGCAACUGAUGCUGCAUUCUACACUUCUGGCACCAGAAUCCAGCUCUAAUAAAUGAACUCUGCUGACCAGGAAAAUGCUUCUGGAGAUUUAACAUGGAGAAUAACCAGGUGCUUCCCCAACCUUUCCAAUGUAGAAAUGGCACAUCAGAUUUUGAAAAUGGAGGGAAAUACUGAAAAGGACAUCAUGAUGUGUGUUUGUAAACACUCAUUAACAUUUCAUUCAUGUAAUUUUGUUUUAUAUACAUUAUUUUUUGUUUAAAAUAAAUCAUGCAUUCAAGUGAAUAGAAACACAUGUGAAAGUAUAAAGAGUUCAGUAAAGGCAAGAGUCUUGAUAUAACACAAGAAACCAAUACUUAGAAUGCGAUGUACUGACUGCUGAAUCAGUAUAUCAGUUUUCGAAGAUUCUGAUUCAUUUACUAACUAUUAGAAAUGGUGAUGCAAUCAGUCUAAAGUAUUUGAUAACAAUGCUUCCUUUAUUAAGGCACUUUUACUAGUGAUGAUGCCCAAGCAUGGUUUGCUUUUAUAACCACUAAUGAUGUAUUCUGAUAUUUUGAUUUAAAAAACCAGAAUAAUCCUAUGGAUAUCUAAUUAGAUAGAUUAGGAGCCCUGGUGGCAAAGUGCGUUAAAGCACUGAGCUUGAGACCGAAAGGUCCCAGGUUUAAACCUCGGGAGCAGCGUGAGCGGCCAACUGUUGGCUCCUGCUCCUGCCAGCCUAGCAGUUCGAAAACAUGCCAAUGUGAGUAGAUCAAUAAGUACCACUCUGGCGGGAAGGUAACGGCGCUCCAUGCAGUCAUCCCGGCCACAUGACCUUGGAGGUGUCUACGGACAACGCUGGCUCUUCGGCUUAGAAAUGGAGAUGAGCACCAACCCCCAGAGUCAGACAUGACUGGACUUAACGUCGGGGAAACCUUUACCUUUACUUAUCUAAUUAGAAGAAAGACUAUCUAAGUUCAAUAAGUCUUACUAUCAGGUAAGGGUGCAGGAUUGUGCUCAUUGGUUGAAAAUCUGUUGAAUGUUGCUGGACAUAACUCGAUUCUAUAGUUUUACCGGUGCUAGGGAGUCUUCCAAUGGCCAAUCUGUGGAUGUAAAGGCAAGGGCUUCCAAGCACCAUCUAGCUCAGUGGUUCUCAAACUGUGAGUCCCCAGAUGUUUUGACCUUCAACUCCCAGAAAUCCUAACAGCUGGUAAACUGGCUGGGAUUUCUGGGAGUUGUAGGCCAAAACGCUUGAGGACCCACAGGUUGAGAACCACUGGUCUAGCUGAAGGUUUCUACUGGAAUACCGCAAUUGUUGGCAGUUCAGGGGAUUGACCACUGUUCCAGGAAACUCCCGAUAUCAAGGCUAAGGUUUAUUUAAACAAAAGCAAGGAAGCCAAGGCCAUAUUUACUUAUAGAUAGAAACUUAAGUCAUGAGUCUUUAAUGGUCUAGCCAAAAUAACAGAAUUGUAGCACACAGCCAGAGUAAUGAUGAACACAAGCCAAAGUCAAGAGUCCAGUUAAUGCAGACAGGACAAGUACUAUAAAGCCAGGUCAGAAACAAGAACAAACAAUAAUCAGGCUUCCAAUCCAAUAGUCAGGUGCCAGGAGUUCAUUUAUCAGAGUUUAUAAAACAAAGGCCAAGGAUCAUAGGGUACAAAUCGAAUUCAGAAGUCAAGCGAGAUAGUCAGGAAAUACAAACUGAAGUCCAAGUCCAUAAUUCAAAGCCAAGAGUAAGUCCAGAAAUGCUGGCAGGUCUGCUGACUGAUAGGUCAGCGAUUCGGAUCCAGGGAGAAUAGGUGAGCUCCCUCUGUCAGCUCCAGCUCCCCAUGCGAGGACAUGAGAGAAGCCUUCCACAAACAUGGUAAAACAUCAAAAACAUCCAGGCGUCCCCUGGGCAACAUUCUUGCAGGUGGCCAUUUCUCUCACACCAGAAGCAACUUGCAGUUUCUCAUUAGCUCCUGACACGAAGAAAAGUCCAGAAACCAGAGUCAAGGAUUCAGGAUACAACAAAGUCUGAAAUAGGAUUACAGGAGCCAAGGUCAAUCCAGAAUUCUAACUUGGGCAGCAGAGCCAAGGUCUGGGACAACGGUACAAUUGUAUGAUGUUCUCUGCUAUAAAGUGCUAUUAUUUUCCAGGCUCUUUUAACAUAAGGUCUCAGCAGUCACCCAUUUCAGCAAGCCAGCAAAGGUAAUCACGGAAGCUUGUGUUGCUUUCUUUGAGGAGGAGAUCAGAUUAAUCUCUUCCAAACUUGCUGUAAUACUGAGAAGUCUCAUCUGCUGGAAAUCUGCCCCCAGCAGCACCUGAGCCAGCCAGGCAAACUGCUGGCAUGACGCCCAGCUGCCAGAACUGACACUACAUGAUGCACCUCUACACUGCCUCAGCCAUAAGUUACAUGUGAAAUAGCAUCUUAGCACUGGUGAGAUGCAUUGCACUGUGAGCAAGUCACUGAACAAGGAGUAGUUCCUUAGGCCACUGAGUGAGAGGGAGGUCAGCCAGCCAGACACAACUCCAUUGUGAUUUAUGCAUUACAUCUUAUUUAUCAUCUGUAGAUUGUAAACCUGAGGGCAAAUUCAGAUUUUUGUAAAAUGUUUAAUAACAUAAAUAUAUGCCAAUACAAUGAGAGGUUAAACCAUUAUUUGUCACUAAUAGAAUGCCCGCCUUACACUGCAAUCUGGUAACAUAUAUUGAAAACAGUGUAUCUUACUUCUGAGUUGACAAUGUAAGCUUUCCUUUUAGUGUACUCACAGUAUCCCUUGAUUCUCUGUAUAACUGUAUCAGAUAUAAGGAAAUAUGGUUAACUGUGCCUAUAAUAUAUAUACAGUGAUAUUUUGAAAGUGGUUUAUUAAUAUUGUGUAUUAUGAAGUACAGUAUGUAAUCUUUUGAUGCAGUGUCAUUUUGUUUUCAUCAUAGCAAAUGAAAAAAAUAUUGAUAUACAGUAGAGUCUCACUUAUCCAAGCUAAACGGGCCGGCAGAAUCUUGGAUAAACAAAUAUCUUGGAUAAUAAGGAGGGAUUAAGGAAAAGCCUAUUAAACAUCAAAUUAGGUUAUGAAUUUACAAAUUAAGCACCAAAACAUCAUGUUAUACAACAAAUUUGACAGAAAAGUAGUUCAGUAUGCAGUAAUGUUAUGUUGUAAUUACUGUAUUUACGAAUUUAGCAUCAAAAUAUCAGAAUAUAUUGAAAACAUUGACUACAAAAAUGCCUUGGAUAAUCCAGAACCUUGGAUAAGCGAGCCUUGGAUAAGUGAGACUCUACUGUAAUACUUUUAGGUCGAUAAUGUUCCAUACUUCUCCUUCAUUAUAUGUUCUUCAGGACAACUGAUAUGUAUAUGUUAGCUUGGAGAAGAUAAGUUUAAGGAGUGAUAUUAUAAUUAUCUUUAAAUAUCGAAAAUAUUAAAAAGGACGCCAGGUAGAAAGUGGAGCAAGGUUGUUUCUUGCUGCACCAGACCAGCAAGAAUAUAUUCAAAUUAAAGCGAUUCCACUUAAAUAUUAAGAAAAUCUCCCUGGCUAUUAAGAACUGUUUGACAGGGGGGAAAGAGCAUCUCAAAAGGCAAUGGACUCCUCACCAUUGGCGAUCUUUGCAUAGUGUCUGGACCUCUUCCAGAACUUCCUUAGCUCUGAAUUCCUUUCAACAUUGAUUCUAUAAUCUGUCUGUCUGUCUGUCUACAAGAUAAAAUAAUAUUUAAUAAUGUUGAAUACAACAGUUUUCAUGUUUGCUCAAUCAAUUAACUUCUGUUCCCUAAAAUCUUGGGUUAUGCCAAUAUUUCAGAGAGCCCCACACUGAGCUAUGAGAAUGCAUUUCACUAAACCUGUGUUCAUUCAGCAUUUCACUGCAAUUUGUGUUCAUUCAGAAUUUGGAGGAUCACACUGUGAAUCAUUUUUAGCGGAUUUCCUUGAUUUAGUAUGUUUUACUUAAGAAUAUUGUUUUUAUACUUUUUCUAGUAAUAUUUUAUUACAUCAUGGCCUGAAAGAUAUUGUUUAUUUAUUAUGUUAAUAAAUUUGAUUUAAAAUGUAA